This is a messenger RNA of Uranotaenia lowii, 1479 nucleotides long. Its product is annotated as apyrase-like. The record is from RefSeq and is a predicted model, not a curated record. The transcript has 7 exons. Gene Ontology annotation, molecular function: 5'-nucleotidase activity. Gene Ontology annotation, biological process: AMP catabolic process. NCBI's taxonomy places the organism in Eukaryota, Metazoa, Arthropoda, Insecta, Diptera, Culicidae. Gene Ontology annotation, cellular component: plasma membrane. The annotation marks the transcript as partial.
AUGAGCAAAAAUCUACUGUAUCUAGUUUUAUUAUUUUUGUAUCAAGGAUUUACGAAUGCGAAGGAUAAUUUACCCAAUGAGCGUAAAUAUUUACUGAACUUUUAUUCAUUGACAAUUAUUCAUUUCAACGAUUUCCAUUCCAGAUUUGAUGAGACAAACACUCAAUCGGAAGAUUGUACGGCCGUCGAAAAGGAAGCUGGCCAAUGCAUUGCAGGAUUUGCUCGGAUUCAUUCGGUGGUGCAGGAUCUACGAAAUCGGUACCGGACAGACAAUCCGAUUGUCCUGAAUACUGGGGGGAACUUUUUCGGCAGCCAUUGGUACAAUUUUAUGAAACAACAGACUGCGAUUGAGUUUGUUAAGUCACUUAAUACUACAGUCAUGACUCUUGGGGAGUCAGAACUUGCGGACGGAUUUGAUGACUUGCUUCCCUUCUUGAAACAACUGGGGCAACACGAUAUACCCUAUGUGCUUUCAAACGUUAAGAAAAUCAAAGGUCUGGACAAUGUUCCGGAUGUUCAAACAGUAGUUGUUGGUGGCAGAAAAGUUGCAUUCAUUGGAGUAGCGAAUGAUCAAAUCAAUAGUGAAAAGUUAAACGGUAAAGUUGAAAUAACGGAUGCCGUAAAAUCGGUCCAACAUUACGCAAGUCGAUUGAUUCAGACUGAUGUGAGAAUAAUCAUUGUCCUAUCAUCGUGUGGGCUGGAAGUGGACAGAAGGAUAGCCAAGGAAGCCGGCAGAAACCUCGAUCUUAUAGUCGGAGGUCAUUCCCAGUCGUUUCUGUUUCCGGAAAAUUCCGGCGCACCGUAUGACAAAAACGAUAAAAUAGAUGGAGAUUACCCGACUGAGGUCGUCAUUGAGAAAAAUGGCAAAGAUAGAACUAUCCCAAUCAUCCAAGCAAAGGCAUUCGGGAAGUACGUUGGCCGUUUGACAGUUUAUUUUGACCACCAUAGUCGGGUUAAGUUUUGGGAAGGCUUCCCGGUUUACGUUAAUAACAGUAUCAAACCUCAGCCGGACGUUGAGAAUUUGAUGCAAGGUUGGGCAAAAACCGUCGAAGAUUUACAAUCGCAAGGCCAGGGACUAUCGGAAGUUAAUUUAGAUUAUUCUUUCUGUCGCAUUCGGGAGUGCAACUUGGGUGAUUUUGUAGCAGAUGCUAUGGCAGAUCAUUUUUCGAAUUCCACCUUCAAACCAUCUGCAAUGAUCCCUGGAGCAUAUUUCCAUCAAUCAAUACCUGAGGGAAAUGUUUCAAUCGCACAGAUAAUGGCAGCGAUUCCCGAAUCAUCACCGUUAUCAUUGGUUCGUCUCAAGGGAGAAGAUUUGUGGAACGUUCUGGAACAAUCUGUCAACCCAGCAGAUGAGGAGCAGUUUAAUUGCAUGCAAGUCUCGGGCCUUACGUUCACUUUCAAUCCAAAACGGGAGAAAGAUGACCGCAUAAGGCAGGUUAAAGUAGUGGAUGUAACGAAUCAAACUAGUAUCAGCGGUUUG